Molecule: messenger RNA, 1819 nt
Organism: Nematolebias whitei (Rio pearlfish)
Lineage: Eukaryota; Metazoa; Chordata; Actinopteri; Cyprinodontiformes; Rivulidae
Product: tRNA methyltransferase 10 homolog C-like
Exons: 1
Coding region: 212-1696 (494 amino acids)
Biological process (GO): positive regulation of mitochondrial translation; mitochondrial tRNA 5'-end processing
Cellular component (GO): mitochondrion; nucleoplasm; nucleus
Molecular function (GO): tRNA binding
Source: RefSeq, a predicted model, not a curated record
UUUGUUAGCAGGAAACGUGAACGAAGAAGCAUGCGGUCAUAACCUGGCGACUUUUUGAGACGUGUGUCAAGAAUCAAAUGGUUUUUUUUGUAUAUUUUAAUCAAAAGGAGCCCCGGGAAACCCGCGUAGGUACCGACAUCAAAUUGACUUCCGUUCCGUUGUUUUUCAAGCAAAGUGACUUCUCUUGAGGUUUUGACUUAGUUCAUGUACAAUGUUACGGAUUUUCACGUCCAGAUGCAGUAAUUUACUGCUGAAAAACGCAGUUGUGGCAUCCCAGAAGGAGAUUCGUUCUUUCCAGUUGCCUAACACACUUUGCACGCCGUCCAUCCCGGUUUACCACAUCUGUACAGGAAACCCUGCAAAAAAUGAUGCCAGCGAAGGUGGAGGAAAAAACAAAGAAACGGAAGCAGUAGAUCUGGACAAAUGGAAAUCUGUGAUGACAUCCCAAGCAACAUUCCAGGUACAGAGACUUGGUAAUGAGGUGGAGCAGAGUGAGGAACUUGGCGGCCUGAAACAAACAGGAGCAGAUUCCAACGACAGCUCCUCCAUGGAGGCAACUCGUGAGCUCGUUUCAAUGUGGCGACUAGCUGGGAAGCUCGUACCUCAAGAGCUGACCGAAUUGGAGAUGCAGACUCUGGCAGGUCUCGCCACCAAGACCUCCAGGAAAAAGUACUUGAAGUACCUGUCCCUUCGGGAGAAGUACAAACUGGCUCACAAAGAGAAGCAGAAGCAGAAGAAGAUCGAAAGAGAAGCCUUUUUACAGGAGAAAAGAGAAAUGAGCGGCGAAGAUGAUCAACAAGGGCACAAAUUGAAAAACACAAUGUUUCUCCAAUUCUGGGACAAAUCCAUGGACAAACUUGUGAACUGGAGAGCUGCCAACGCAAUGAUUUUUGGGCAGCCGCUUGUGUUCGAUAUGAGCUACGACUCCAACAUGUCCAAGAGGGAGUUGGAAAACGCCGUGUCCCAGCUGAUGAAGGUGGAAGGGUUUAACCGGCGUGCCACUGACCCCUUUCACCUCCACUUUUGCAACGUGCAGCCAGAUGGUCUCUACGAAAAAGAGCUGGUGAAGCAAUAUGGCGCUAAAAUGUGGGAACACCUGCUCAUCACCAGCACUAAGCAGCAGUACAUUGAUCUCUUCCCCAGAGAACAACUCGUGUACCUGACUGCAGACUCCCCUAAUGUUCUCCGCACAUUUGACAAGUCGAAGGUCUACAUCAUUGGUGGUCUUGUAGACCGGUCACUCAGGCCGGGCACGUCUUUGGCCAACGCCAAGCGUCUGAAACUAGCUACAGCUCGCCUACCGCUGGAUGAGUUUCUGGACUGGGAUCUGGGAAGCAAAAACCUGACUCUGGACCAGAUGUUAAAUAUCAUGCUCACGAUCAAAGACACUGGGAAAUGGCAAGAAGCUUUGGAGUUUGUCCCGAAGAGGAAACACGACGGCUUCUGCCAUCAACAAACAGUGCCUGCAAAGACCAGCAGUUACACAAACCGAGUGUGGUGGGAGGAUGAAGAUGAACUGAUAAAGUCAGAUAAAAGAGACAGGGGAGGGACUUUUCAAAGUCAGAACGCUUUUAAAAAGUUUGGAUUUGUUGGUGGAAAGAAUACACCAGAGACCAAAGUACGGGCAUCAUUCAAAAGCAAAAUGGAAGCAAGAAAAAGUGCAAACAGUUCCAAGACGAGGUGGCAGGACGAGUGACUUGCACAAACUUAAGGACGCAUAUGUUUGAAAAUAGAGACAAGCGAUUAAUAAUCUGUUGUAAACUGACUGCACAGUGAAUAAAUGACAAAAAAAGUUAUAUUAAAAAGGUUUAAAAAAAAA